AUGUCGUAUAAUGCCAACCCAAAUGCAAGAGGUUUUGACCCCACUGUCAGGUGCGAGUAUCAUUCUAACGCUCAGGGUCAUAGCACAAAAAAUUGUUUUACUUUGAAGAGAGCCAUUGAGAAGCUAAUUGAUGACAAAGCAAUUGUAAUACAUGACGAAGAGGCUCCGAAUGUCACCAACAACCCACUUCCUCCUCACAACAAUGCUCAUGUUGUUGGGCUGAUCUGUGACGAUAAGGAAUACAAGCAAACAGGCAAAACAAUAAUGGAAAUUGACACCUUAAAAGAAGGGUUGGGUAUGGUGACAAAGUCUGCACAAGAAGCACCGUUGUGUGUAAAAGGUGCAAGUUCUAAUGCGAAUCUCAAAGGCUCGGGGAAGUUGAUAUUGUAUGCUCCUGGAGCCACAAAGAAAAAAGAGACAUUAGUAACUGGACCAAAAUUAUAUGUUCCUAGUGGUUUUCCCAGGUUUGGUCAAAACCAGAAUGGUUUAGGAAAGAUGACAGAACCAAUUGUGAUAAAGCACACGACACAAAUUCCAGUGACAAACAUGAAAACUGUCCCAUGGAACUACAACAAAACCACUGUGACUUACAAGGGCAAGGAGAUUGUUGAAGAAAUAGACGAAACCGGUGGCUUAACGCGUUCUGGAAGGUGUUAUGCUCCAGAAGAACUAAGGAGAGCCAAACAAGCCAGGGAUAGCCAAUUUCCGGUGAAAAAACCUAUCACUGAAGAAGAAGCUGAAGAGUUCAUGAAGAAGAUGAGAGUCCAGGAUUACUCUAUUGUUGAUCAGUUGAGAAAAACUCCUGCUCAGAUUUCAUUGCUAUCUUUGCUCAUACAUUCUAAAGAGAACUGUCAAGCAUUGAUUAGAAUUCUGAAUGAGGCACAUGUUUCAGACAAAACAACUGUAAGUCACCUGGAAACGAUGGCCAAUAGAAUAUUUGAGGUGAAUAGAAUCACUUUCACCGACGAUGAGUUGCCUGUGGAAGGAGCUGGACAUAAUAAGGCUUUGCAUUUAACUUUCAAAUGUGAAGAUCAUUAUGUGAAAAGAGUCAUGAUUGAUGGAGGCUCGGGUGUGGACAUCUGCCCCUUCUCUACUUUGCAGAGUUUGAAAAUCAACACAGAUAGAAUUCGUACUAACAAUGUGUGUGUUCGAGCUUUCGAUGGUGCAAAAAGAGACACCAUUGGUGAGAUUGAUCUUACUUUAAAAAUUGGACCUGUUGAUUUUGGGAUCACAUUCCAAGUUAUAGACAUGGACACUUCCUACAACUUGAUUUUAGGAAGGCCAUGGAUCCAUGCAGCCAGAGCGGUGCCAUCUACUUUACACCAAGUGGUCAAGUUUGAAUAUGAGAAACAAGAAAUUAUUGUUCACGGUGAAGAUGAUCUUUCAAUAUAUAGAGACCCUUCUGUCCCAUGUGUCGAGGCCAAGGAAGGUUGUGAAUCCCUCAUAUUUCAAACCUUUGAAAUAGUGGCAGCUGAUCAGUUUAUGGAAGGGAAGCCUAUCCUAGAACCUCGUCUAUCCUCUACUUCAGUCAUGGUGGCUACACAAAUGCUGCAAAACGGUUAUGAGCCAGGAAAGGGCUUGGGGGUGUCAUUGCAAGGAAUUGUUGACCCUAUCUCUCCAUUUGGUAAUCAAGAUACUUUUGGUUUGGGUUUUAGGCCAACUAAUGCUGAUAGAAAACGGGCAAAAGAGCAGAAAAAUAAGGUUUGGAAAUUGCCAAAGCCCGUUCCCCACAUUGCCAAGUCUUUUACUAGGUCACGUUUUGAAGAGAAUAAAGACAUGCCUGUCCAAGAUGACGUGGACGAAAUAUGUCAAGGUCUCAAAGAAACGUUCUAUGGAGUAAACAUGGUUCAGAUUGGUGAAGGCCCUAGUCAUGCAGAUGUGCAACGUAUUGGCCCAGAAGUCAAGCUCGCCAACUGGGAAGCUACUCCUCUCCCCACAAAGAAGGAGUCUUGGUAG
Molecule: messenger RNA, 1956 nt
Organism: Lycium barbarum (goji berry)
Lineage: Eukaryota; Viridiplantae; Streptophyta; Magnoliopsida; Solanales; Solanaceae
Exons: 1
Coding region: 1-1956 (651 amino acids)
Molecular function (GO): nucleic acid binding
Source: RefSeq, a predicted model, not a curated record